Aspergillus pseudoviridinutans is the source of this 537-nucleotide messenger RNA. RefSeq lists its product as uncharacterized. The transcript has 3 exons. NCBI's taxonomy places the organism in Eukaryota, Fungi, Ascomycota, Eurotiomycetes, Eurotiales, Aspergillaceae. Bases 1 to 537 code for a protein of 178 amino acids. The record is from RefSeq and is a predicted model, not a curated record.
AUGGGCACAACAUCUGUCAGACGCAAUCUCUUCCACCAUAACCUCAGCAGACGCCCGGUCUCUACUACGCCUGGGUCGAUGCAAAGUGGCAGGAGCAAUGGGAUUUCGGGUCCUGCCUCUCACACGCUACAGUCCUCUUCCGAGUCAAUGGGCCCGUCUCUGACUUCUGGUGCCUUGGACAACGGAGAUAUCGUGGUCAGGGACAAGAACGGUGGUUACAAGCUUGACAUUCCUGUUCUCCCGCCUGCCAUUACCGGCGAAAAUGGCGACGGUAUGGAUGGUUUGGACGAGGGUGGAACUGGCGGGGGAGCAGGAGCUACGGCUGUCGAUUCAGCUAGCCAAACUGAGAUCAGCGGGCGAGAAAAAGAAAAGAUCGAGGCAAGCCUAGCAGAAAUGAUGUAUCGAAACAGAAACAGACAAAUGAGCAACGAACCAGCCGAAAUCCUCAAUCUCAUCCAUCAAAGUCUCCGAAGUAGAGUAGCGGCGCUCGAGGAAGACAACUGGAUGUACGAGCCAGAAGUAGAUUCACAUGCCUAA